Messenger RNA from Drosophila bipectinata, 1687 nucleotides. RefSeq lists its product as uncharacterized. NCBI's taxonomy places the organism in Eukaryota, Metazoa, Arthropoda, Insecta, Diptera, Drosophilidae. The record is from RefSeq and is a predicted model, not a curated record.
CAGCAACAGCCACGAAAAGCGGACGGUACGAAAAAUUCGUUGACCACGAUAAAUAUUCACUGUUUUUCCCAUAAAAAUCGCAUAAACUAAACAAACGUGGAUAGAUCCUAUUUGAAGUCGUCCCAUCGACAAAACAGCGCCUGAAACUGUUUAGAAAAUUAUGCGAAUUAUGUGAUUAAUUUUCUAAAAAUAAAAAGAGUAACGUAACUCACUUGAUAAAUACAACAUUCGCGGAGCAAAAUAUGUAAAAAAUGGAGCUGAUAAAAAAAUACAAACAGGGAAAGCUAACCACAAGCGACAUACGCACCAUAAACCAUAUUGUAAUAUGUCUGAUGGUGUUUAAUGCCAUAGUUUCCCUGCUGUGGUGUGUAUCUUUGCAAAUGUUGACGGCGGAUCUGCGCGAGGGAAUCGUUAGUGCCAAACUCAUCUUCCGAGAGCGAAACUUUGACCUAAUGAAUAAUCAUAGCAAGGAAAUCCUGCAUAGGGAUUUCUUAAAAGCCACCCAAAGUGCAUAUGGUCAAAAGUAUUCCGUGCAAGAAGUCACUCCCGGAACGCCUGAGAGCGAAAGCCAAAGUGGUAGGCCAAUCUUUAAGAUAUCGCAUAUCUACGAGUCGCUGGAGAACCGACCCAAAUUGGAAAGAUUGAUCGCAGACCAGAAGGUUGAACAGAUCCAAACCACCACGGCGGCUCCAACUCCAAAGAUUGUGUUCAAUGCCGAGGCAGAUCGUCAGUUUCUGAGAACCAUGUUCCUCGACACCCAUGCUUCCCAUUGGAACCGUGCCAUUGGCGCUCAGUUUGUUAACACAUUUCCCGUAAUAUCCGUGGUCGUGGCUAUAAUUUGGACAGCCAUGUGUCUGAUUUUUCAGACGGGUAAAAAAAAGAACUCAGUCCUGCCUAAACCGUGGCGCAUUGUGGUGCCAUCGAUAGUUAUAUUUUCGGUGAUGAGCCUUGGUAGUGUUGUGUACACGAUUCUAACCAAUGGACAUUUGAAGCGCUUGUGUGGCCAAUUGAGAGGGAAUCUGACCAACCCAACAGGCAUUAGCUGUGGGAGUGCCAUAGCCCUAUUGCGCCCAAUCAUCCACGAUCAUAACGUGUCACACGAUGCCUACCUGGACCUGUUCCGUUCCAGCUACGUAAUCGUAAUGGUUUUGUGGAUUGUGGCCCUCUUUAUAAUGGUACUGCGCUUCAUCUUUGCUGUGGACUUUCAGCUGGUGGACAUAGAUGAAAUGUUCGAUCAGGGGAGAAAUGGAUCGGUUUUUAUUCAACCGGUUUACACAGAGAUCCUGCAAAAGAGCAGUCCACAGCAUCAGAAGCCGGCGAGACCCAAGUCGGAGGAUGACUACCAGAGUGCCAGAUCGCACAUCAGUGAUCUGGCAGUGCCACUUCUGGAGGUACAGAGUCAGUCCCAGAUUCCGCCUUCAAAUUUGGCCUAAGAACCAAAAUCGGGCAAUCAGAUUCGCAAUCUCAGGUUUAUUUUUAUACGAUUUGAUUAGGAUUAGGAAUAGUUUAAGGAUAUUUUAUCUAAACUAACCGAAGAAUAAGUUUUAGCGUGCUUCACAUUGGAAGCUUUUAAAUAAUCUAUAUUUAAAUGUAACAUUUUUUGUAAUCAUAGUGAACUCGUGCCUCGAAAUCAAAGUUAACUAAACUAAACUUAUUCAAAUACUGUUAGCCUUUAAUUCUAAAGUGG